Molecule: messenger RNA, 255 nt
Organism: Dibothriocephalus latus
Lineage: Eukaryota; Metazoa; Platyhelminthes; Cestoda; Diphyllobothriidea; Diphyllobothriidae
Source: the annotation of a GenBank genome assembly
AUGAGCUUCAUGGCUCUGCUCUUCUACCACAAGUCCAUUGCUCUGGUAGCAUGCCAGAUCUGUCAAUUGUGCUUCAGUGGAUUCGAAGCCCAACCCCUCUUCGACAGCUUCCUCUACGCGCUCUACAACCUCACCAGCAUAACUGCCUUUUGUCUCUUUGAAAGGCAUCUCUCUCAAAGGGACCUGAUGCGCCAUCCGUUCCUCUACAGACCUGUAAGCUGGGUCUGUUCUGCUCUAUCACAGGUGGACAUUUGA